GGUCCUGCAGAGCGCUGACUGUCAGCGCGUUUCAGUGUGUGUUGUGUGUGUGUGUGUGUUUCUCAAAGCGUGAUAACGAGACCCGACGAUCCAUCAUCCGUGGUCUGUAGCGGUCCACGCGUGUGCGCAGUCGGGACGCAGCACCUGGCUCCAGAUCUCCAUCCUCUUCUAUUUAUUUAUUUAUUUAUUUAUUUAGUCUUCUUCUUUUCAUCUCCCACCCCUCCACACUGAGGCUGGGUGAUAAAAGUACAGGAGCUGCGGACUUUCCGGCUCUUCUCCAUCCGAGGAAGUGAACAUGUACCAGGGCCACUCUCAGGGGAAAGACCCGAGGGUGGUUGCCAUGAUGCUGAAGGAGUUCCCACGUAAGGCCUCCUCAGAUGGAAACCCCCUCCUCACCAUCACAACCAAGCUGGGUAGCGAGCACCAAGAGAGCCGACCGUUGCUGAGCCCAUCUAUCGACGACUUCCAGAGCGAGAGCAAAAGUGAUGGAGCCACACAACCGGUCACCUCUAACACAGCAGUUAUCUCAACAGCGCUGGAUCUAGUGGACCUGAGCGAGCCGUGUGAGAGGAGGUGGAGUUGGGAGCGUCGUAGCCCUCGCGCCGCUUUCAGGAACAGCCUCGGCAGGAACAAGACAGAAGAGACAGAGCUCAUCCAGGUGGAAGCCGAGCAGCUCUCGCCCGGACACCUGAACCCAGAGAGAGCCUCAUUAGACUCAGUGAGCAGCUCACCUCGGGACAGAUGGGACGAAGUAAGCCUCCAUCCAGACAGUGCCUGGGAAGGAGGGAGGAAGUGGAGGAAGAGGUGCACCUCACAUCACUCUUCCAGUGAGCUGCUCUGGUCUGCUGACUUUAAAAGCAACCUCUCCAACAAACACACCCUUGAGCUGAGUAUGAGCAUGGAGUCUGAUCCUGGGCCUACAUCACAUCGGCCCAAGCUCAGACUGGGAAGCUCUCUGUUCGGCAGGCAGCACUCUCUGGAGGAGGAAUUUGUGCGAGCCAAAGCUGCUGUGGAGUCAGACACUGAGUUCUGGGAUAAAAUGCAGGCCGAGUUGGAGGAACUCGCUCGAAGAAACUGGCUGGAGGACUCGGAGGGUAAAGGCCAGAUUCCGGCCAACCUUUCUCCUAAAGAGACGGGUUACUACUUUCACAUGAACAACCCGUACAAAGACUGGCCCAAUGCGUUCGAGGAGGGACUGCAGAAAUCCAGAGAGGGCGACCUGAACAGUGCCGUCCAGCUGCUGGAGGCAGCCAUUCUACAGGAUCCUCAGGACUCUGAGGCAUGGCAAGUGCUGGGAACCACACAGGCGGAGAACGAGAAUGAGCAAGCCGCUAUCGUCUGCUUGCAGAGGUGUCUGGAGCUGCACCCGAAUAAUCUGAGUGCUCUCAUGGCUCUAGCGGUAAGUUUGACCAACGCAGGACGGCAGCAGGAGGCGUGUGAGGCACUUCACCGCUGGAUCACACACAACCCCACCUACACACACCUCCUACAGGAGCGCAGUGCUUUGGACGGCUCACCACUGCCUCAACGUAGGGGCACCAGCAUUUCCCCCAUCCACACUCUUGGAUGCUCUCAGCUGGUAGAGGUGUUGGAGCUUUAUCAGGAAGCCGUGCGGCAGAACCCAGGCUGUGUGGACCCUGAUCUGCAGACGGGACUCGGCGUGCUGUUUAACCUCAGCUCUGAGUUUGAUAAGGCUGUGGACGCCUUUAAUGCAGCGCUGUCCGUACGGCCUGAGGACUAUCUGCUGUGGAACCGACUGGGAGCAACUCUGGCUAACGGUGACCGCAGUGAGGAGGCAGUUGAAGCGUACACCCGAGCUCUGGAGCUGCAGCCCGGCUUUAUCCGCUCCAGAUACAACCUCGGCAUCAGCUGCAUCAACUUGGGAGCACAUAGGGAAGCAGUGAGUAAUUUCCUGACUGCUCUGAACCAGCAGAGGAAAAGCAGGAGCCACCAAGUGAUGUCUAGCAGCAUCUGGGGGGCUCUGCGCAUCGCUCUGUCACUCAUGGACCUCCCAGAGCUUUUCCACGCCGCCAGCGUCGGUGAUCUCGACCUCCUCAUGCGGGCUUUUAAUAUGGACUUGUUACCCUGAACCUAAAAAUAUCUUGCUAAACUGAUGAGUGCAGCAAUGCUGGGCUUUUUGCUAAAAAAAAACAUAUUAGAGAAGGCCAUGCGACACACUCCAAGCACUUUUAGGGUGAUUUAUUUAUUUGUAUUUCUGCUGGUGUGUCUGGUAAUGAUUUGCAGUUUGCACACAGGAGAGUGUGGAUUUUAUAUAUAUGGCUGUUUUGAGAUAUGAUAAGAGUGUGUGUGUGUGUGUGUGUGUGUGUGUGUGUGUGUGUGUGUGUGUGUGAGAGGGACAUCAAACACAAGCACAUUUAAGGGAAGACUAAUUCAGAAUGUAGUCUUUCCUAUUGCAUUGUACAAUGUAAAUGCUGUUUGUACCCUUGAAUACGAACCAAAUUAUAGCAUGACAAAAACACAUUUAUGGUUCGCACAUUACCUUUAUUAACCUCUGAUCCCAUCCGUAUCAUACACCAUGAAUUCUUUUAGGAAAGUCCAGGAGAUUUUUCUUCGGCUACAUUAAAAGUGUCCAUCUCAAUCGGCGGUCAUAAAAAUACAGCCAUUGUUAAAGUUACAUAACUAUUCAGGAUAAGUGUUAUAACAUGUUAAUAUACCAUGAGUCCUGUUUUAGGAAAGAUUAACCAAUGGGGGGCAAAAUUUCGCAUUAAAUGUUUUGAGAUAACACUUUGUAAGGCAUGCUCAAAUAAUCUUCCACUACAUACUAGCUAUUUUAGUAGCAAGUCUACAGAGACAGUCAAGAAAGCAUGCUUAGCUGAGCUGCAGUUCCAUUUUCCGCCGCACGAUGUCACUGUUGCUAAAGCGAGUCACUACAAUGACACCAGGGUGAUGAGUGACAUUAAGUGCGUCUCUCCUCGGGACACAGCGGUCCCUCUGAGGCGUGUCAUGUGCCCAGGUGUGCCAGCAGGAUGUGUUGCCAUGAGCCAUCUGUGUUCCAGCGCUCCUCUUUGACUGCGCAGAGCUCGGGGGCUCCACAGGAGGCCGACUUCAAACGCCUCCUAUGAAAGGUCAUGACAAAAAAAAACCUUACAGCAUCAUGUUGAAAGUGAGGAAAUGUAUGAAAGUGCAAUAACACAAAAGGCCAAGCAGAUACUAAACCCAUUCCCAAGUACAUGCAAGUGACAAAAAACAGGUUCUUUAGAAUGUCAGAGGUUAUUUACAGAUUAUUUUGGGGUCAUAUUUAUUAUAAGAUCCUAUAAUUAAUUAAAUCUCACGAGUAUUAUAUAAUUAGAUGUGAAAAUACUGAAUCUUGAGGAACAAAAAAUUCAAUAAGAAAGUAACAAUGAAAAAAGUACAUCUUACAUCUAGGAAAUUAAAUUUGAAAAUUAUUGAUUAUGCAUAAAAAUCACGUGGAAAAAAUAAAAUCACAAAAAUGUAGAUAAAUUCAACCAUGCCUUAAAUACAUUAAAAGAAAGAAUCAUUUUAAUUGAAAUUAAAUGAAGUCACAUUGAAAUAUAUUUCUUACAUAUAUUCAAAAAUAUAUAUUAUUUAAAAAAUGUGUAUUUUAAUUGUCUGACGUAAAAAUUCACAUGUGAAAGUCGCAUGACUUUUGCCUCUAAGGUUUAGAAUAGAUUUUUGUUUCAGACACAACUAUGCAACAAGCCAUAUUUGUUUUCUAUUUUUUUUUUUAUUAUUAAAAUUGCUAAUAAAUCUCUUUAUAAUUGCUUUGUAUGAAAGCCUUAUUGGAAAAAAAUUAAUAACCGGAUUGUAAUAUUGAUUGUAUUCUUAAUAUAAUUUUUUUUGGAAUACAGAUAAAAUGAAAUGAUGAUGAAUGUACAAUCGGCUGUAAUGUAUCCAAAUCUCUAAUUUGCUGUUUUUAAUCGAAUGUUUUAAUCGAAUCUGCUGUUACUUGAGUAAUCGAAUGUUCUGUAUCAUAGCACCACUGCAUUCAUGACAUCCUGAUCCACAGCUUAUAUUGUAACACCUCCAGAACCUGUUACAACUGUGGAAACUCCUUCACCUUUUUAGAGACACAUGUGUGUUCCUUUUGGUUUCUAGGCAAGCUUGGUGAUGUAAUGGUAUGAAGAUAUACUAUGACUAAACGACUAUAAAUGUCCAGAUAUUCCACUUUAUUUGUACUGAAAAAUCCUUCGUUAGCAUGAAGAACAGCGUUACACAUUCUCGUAAAUUGGGACAGUUGGUCUCUUCAAACAUUUCUCUGAAACACUUAUGAUGUUCUUCACUAUUUGAGAUUCCUUUCUUGUGAUCCACUUCAUCCCAGAGCAGUUCAAUAAGAUUUAGGUGUGGUGACUGGGCAGGUCAUUCCAUGAUUGAUGUCGCUUCUGAUGUCAGAAUUCACAAUUGUACGGUGUUGAAGUACAGACCAGAAGCCAUGUUGUUUCAGUUUGCCUCUCACCUUCUUACAUCUUCUCUCCUGCUCUCCUUCUUAUACAAGUUCAUCUGUUAGAGACAAAAAUGUCCCGCUUGGACUCGUCUGUCCACAGAACUUUUUCAAGUCUGUCUAAUUCUUGUGUUUUUUCUUUUGCCUAGUUUGUUGCAUAGAAACAAAAGGAACAUACAUGUGACUCAAAAAGCAUAAAAGACCAGAUGUUUUCAGGUUUUUGCUCUGCGUAAAAUAUUUAUUAGGAAAACAACCUGAUUAUUACAGUAGAUUUGAAAUUGUAAAAGUUGUACAAAAUAUAAAAACUUUCAGCAUGUUAGAAUACGUCAUAUAUCCUCUGGGACUUUUUUGUAAAUAAGUCGUGGAAUUUAAAGAGGUGAAAUAUGAUCAUGUAUUUAUAACUGAUAUUAAAAUAUUAUUUUAGAAGGAUUCACUAUGUGUGUGUGUGUGUGUGUGUGUGUG
This is a messenger RNA of Silurus meridionalis, 4882 nucleotides long. RefSeq names its product peroxisomal biogenesis factor 5-like b (gene pex5lb). The transcript has 14 exons. Gene Ontology annotation, biological process: protein import into peroxisome matrix, docking. Bases 296 to 2089 code for a protein of 597 amino acids. Lineage: Eukaryota; Metazoa; Chordata; Actinopteri; Siluriformes; Siluridae. The record is from RefSeq and is a predicted model, not a curated record. Gene Ontology annotation, molecular function: protein binding. Gene Ontology annotation, cellular component: cytosol; peroxisomal membrane.